AGGCAGCCCCGUCGGCCACUGUGUGUCUCCUGAAGACAGUUGUGAAGAUGCCACUCACCAGUGAGCAACAGAAGCGGAUGGAGAAAUUCAAAAACAGAGGCAAAAACCUUCUAGAAAUGCGAAGGCAAAGAGUGGAAACGGAAGUUGAACUUCGCAAGGCGAGGAAAGACCUGCAGAUCUUGAAGCGAAGGAACAUCAGUGUCGGCACAGAAGAUGACCUCACACCAGAGAAGAAUCAGGCUGCUCAAAUUCCUUUGGAGGAAAUGGUCGAGGCGCUGAAAUCAGACGAUCAACAUCUUCAUCUCAAGGCAACCAUGUCCAUCAGGAAACUACUCUCUCAACAGAAGAACCCUCCCAUUGACCAAGUAGUUAAAGCUGGGGUCAUUCCUAAACUCGUGGACUUUUUGUAUCAUCACGAUGCUCCAAGUUUGCAACUGGAGGCUGCUUGGGCGCUCACUAACAUCGCUUCUGGGACAUCCGACCAGACCAAAGCCGUCGUGGAGGCCAAUGCCGUGCAAGGCUUGAUAGUCAUCUUGUCUUCUCCAAAGAUGCAUAUCUGUGAGCAGGCUGUGUGGGCCUUGGGGAACAUAGCAGGUGAUGGCCCCCUGUAUAGAGAUGUGCUGAUCAACUUCAAUGCAAUCCCUCCGCUCCUGUCCUUGGUGACACCUUGCACUCCGGUUGGGUUCCUGCGCAACAUCACAUGGACGCUGUCCAACCUCUGCAGAGGCAAGAACCCGUAUCCUCCCAUGGCAGCUGUGCAGCAGAUUCUCCCCAUGCUCAUGAACCUUCUGCAGUAUGACGACGAGGGCAUCCUUGCGGACGUCAGCUGGGCUUUCUCUUACCUGACGGAUGGCUCCAAUGACCGCAUCCAUGUGGUGGUGGAAGCUGGGGUGCUGCCGCGGCUGGUGCAGCUCCUGGCCUACGCAGACCUGCCAAUCCUGACUCCAGCUCUCCGCACUCUGGGCAACGUAGUCACCGGCACAGACGCGCAGACACAGAUGGCCAUCGACGCCGGUGUGCUGUCUGUCUUGCCACACCUCCUGCACCACCCUAAGCCUUCCAUACAGAAGGAGGCAGCCUGGGCUUUGAGCAACAUUGCAGCAGGGCCCAGCAGUCAGAUACAGCAGCUCAUCACUUGUGGCCUCCUGCCUCCCCUGGUGGAACUGCUGGAGAAGGGAGACAUCAAAGCUCAAAGGGAAGCUGUGUGGGCGGUUUCCAACUUCACCACUGGAGGGACGGUGCAGCAAGUGGAGGAGAUGGUCCAGGCGGGGGUCCUUAAACCUCUGCUGAACUUGUUGGCUAUCAAAGAUUCCAAAAUUAUCCUCGUCGUCUUGGACAGCAUCUCCAGUUUCUUCCUGGCUGCUGAGAAGCUGGGUGCAACGCAGAAGCUGUGCCUUUUGGUGGAAGAGCUUGGGGGCCUGGAGAAGAUCGAAGCCCUCCAGACUCACGAGAACACCUUUGUCUACCGAGCUGCCCUGGGCCUCAUAGAGAAAUAUUUUCCCGACAAUCAAAGUGAAAACUCGGUUUCGGAAACAGGAGAAGGAACAGCACCUUCACCUUUCUUGACUGAUAUGCAAGACUGCUUUAAAUUCUGACUGGGAGGCCAGCCCACAACGCACUUUCUUGACUUGCUGAAAGGCACCACGUUUCACUCGGCUAUUUAAAAGCACUACCAGGGGAAAGGGGUUCAUUUGUAAUGAAUAAAUAUUGCUUUUGUAAUGAAUGAAUAAUGUAAAAAUAAAUCCUGCAUUUGUACAAAUCUGCAUCUCAGGCCAGCUCUUUCAGGGAGAGUAGUCUCAGAUUUG
This is a messenger RNA of Lacerta agilis (Sand lizard), 1805 nucleotides long. RefSeq names its product karyopherin subunit alpha 7 (gene KPNA7). Gene Ontology annotation, molecular function: protein binding; nuclear import signal receptor activity. The record is from RefSeq and is a predicted model, not a curated record. Gene Ontology annotation, cellular component: cytoplasm; nucleus. Bases 48 to 1595 code for a protein of 515 amino acids. Lineage: Eukaryota; Metazoa; Chordata; Lepidosauria; Squamata; Lacertidae. Gene Ontology annotation, biological process: NLS-bearing protein import into nucleus. The transcript has 10 exons.